AUGAGUGAAAAAGAUCUUGUUCAACAUUAUAAAGUGUUGAAACAGUUUCUUGCUAUAUCGGAUGAUCAACAAUCAAGAUCCAAAUCAAAUUCAUCUCGAGCCCAAAGAGCCAGAGAGAAACUAUUGAAAUUAUCAUCAGCGCAAUUCAAAGAGUUAAGUACCGAUGUUUAUGAUGAAUUAAGAAGAAGAAUAGAUGAAAGUAGAUCAGAACCAGAUUAUUUGUUACCUAAAUCUUCUUUCCACCCAAAAAGAAAUCAAGCAAGACAAAAAUUGGCAUCUUUACCACAAACUAGAUUCAAAGAUUUAGUGGCUGAUAUCUCAUAUGAAAUAGAACGAAGAGACUUGCACGUGGAAAGACAACUGCAACAUUCACACACCACUUCAAUGUCAUCUAAUGGAAGCCAGUUCCAACAUGAACGCAAAUCAUCGUUAGCUUCCAGUCAUCAUCGCAAUGAAUCUUCCAAUGGUUAUCAUAGUCGUCUGGCAUCACACCAUUUGAAUGACUUUGCCGCAACAAAAGAAGUUGACGAAGAGAAAUUAAAUGAUAGUAAAGAUGACUUGAACAACACUUCCAGCAAAAACAUCACUAUGCCAAAUGCUGAAGCAUCUAAUCAAUCAAUAGGUAUUCAACCUUCUCAAGUAGUACCAACAAAGGCUAAUCUUGAUUGGUCUAGUGAUGAUGAAGGAGAUGAUGAACAAGAGGAAGAGGAAGAAGAAAAGGAAAAAGGAAAGAAUAUUUCUGAUCCAGCACAAACACAACACCAACACUCCAACUCUAUAAGUAAUAAUAGAGAUAUAAACACAAAAGGCGAGAGAAGUCUUAGUCAUAAUGAAAAGGAUAGCGAAUUAGCCAAGUUGGAGACAUUAGUUAAUGACCUCAAGAAUAAGUUGAAAACAGCAGAGUCCGAAAGGUCAAAAUUGAAAGGCAAGCUUGAGUCUCUUCAAGAAGAUUAUAAUUUUUCUGUCAAUCAAAACAAAUCUCUCAGUGAUGAGUUGGAGUCUUUAGGGAAAGAGAAAGAGCGUUGGAUAACAAAGCACGACAACCUAACCAAAUCUAUAGGCAAUUCUGAUGAAAAUUCUAAAGAGAUAGAAAGAUUGAAAUCAAUAAAUGCAGCAUUGAGACUUGAGAACCAAUCAUUAAAGAAUACCUCAUCCAGUCCCAGAAGUGUUGGCAGCCCACCAACAGCAAUCAAUGCCAUCAGUAGUACCAAUUCAGGUAAUUCAGCUAAAUUAUCACAAAAGAGUGUGGAUGAAUUUUUGGAAAAGUUGGAAACUAUUCAACUUUCUCCUGGAUCGACUUCCAAUAACCCAUCUACCCUAGAAUUGAAAAACCAAAUUAAGCUUUGGCAACGCCGAUACGAAGAUUCCAGAUCCAAUGCAAUUGCACGGGAUAUCAAAAAGGCUUCAUUACCUAAAAUGGAAUUGAAGCCAUUUGUUGCGUCUCACGGUUUAAUUUCAAUAAAAUUAGUCAGUGAUGCUCUUGCUUUGAUUGAUUCAUUUUUGGGGUAUUUAGCCAGUGAAAAAUGUGAUUCAGAUAUCUUGUUUGAAAAAAUUUCUAAACUUGCAAUUGUUAUAAAUGAAAUUGCCAACCAAGGUGAUCGUCAACGUUUGGGCAGUAAUGAGCAUUCAGUUAUGUUAAGGGAAGCAGUUGCCUACUCAUUAACUGCCACAAGAUAUCACGCUACAUAUAAGCAAUUGUUUCCUCGUUACAUUGUGGAAAAAUCAAUUGGUGAAUUGAAUUGUAUACUUUGUGACUUGAUAGCAGAGUGUAAGCUAAAUGAGAAUUCAACCAAUUUAAGAGUGCUUGACGUGGAGACAAAAGUUCCUAAAAAGUCAGUAAAUGAAGAUUUUGGUGUUAGACCACUACGUAUGGCCAAUAAAUUAAAGGUUAAUCAGAGCCAACAAGAACCUACCCAAGAAUCAAAUUCAGAAACUAGAGCUUUACAUUACGAGGAACAGUCUCCAUUUAUUGAUGAGACAAGAGAUAAACCAGUAAAAUCCAAAGCUACAAGUGCAUUCACAGCAUUAAGAGCUCAAAGAGAGAAAGCUAGAGAAGAAAAAUCAUCAACAAAUGCAGCUCAUGCGGCGUCUUUUUCUAAGGGCGCAACAGUUGCAGCUACUGUUGGUGGUGCCCUGGUCCCUGCAGCUGCUCAAGUUGUUUCUGCAUACGGAGACUCGCGUACAAAGAAAUCUACGCAUAAUGUUGCUUUUAACGAUAAUCCUAUUUCUAUAUCUCCAAGAUAUCAAAACUAUGACUCUGAUGAAAACGAAGAUAAUUUGAAUGAUGAUGUACCUGCUGAUGAUAAUUUUACUAGGAAGCCAGUUGAUGCUGAUGUUCAAACUGGGAAUCUCACUUCAGGAGGUUUUAGUACUAACAGCACACCAACUAAAGUCAAAGUUAGUCGAUCAAUAAGUGCGGAUGGUGUUGAACCCGAGUUCGCCACCAGCAAUUCCAAUUCCAAUUUCCAUGAUAAUGUCGGAUAUCAGAAAUUGAGAAACUUGGACUCAGGUAACAAUUUUGUCACGCAAAACUCAGGAAAUUUGAAUUCAUAUAAACCAAACUUGGAUAAGUCUCCAGCUCGUGAGACCAGUUUAGAUUCAAGUGAAGACAAGUAUGCUCUGCCAAUGAGAGAUACCGAUCAAAGUUUUGAUAACGACCAGGAUGAUAGCUUUGAAACUGCAUACACAUUUGGCAAGAAUUUGGACAAUGUUCAUGAAAGCAAUAGUAGAAAAGAAGAUGUUGCCACACGAGGAUUGAGUAAUAACAAUGAAGUGGCAUCUCAAAAGGAGAAUUUUGAAAAUGAAGGCAAGAAGAAGGGAAGUAUUGCCCUGUUAGCUUCUAAAUAUGAGAACAAUCUUUCAGAACAACCCUCAUCUCGAAAAUACUCUCCGGUUAAGAAUAAAUCAGAGAAACUUCCACAAGGAGUUCAAGAAUUAGCUAGAAGAAUCACAUCUCCAGAAUCUUCACCAGAAUCCCAAAAAUCUAUUUCACAAGCAUCAAAGGUAUCUCCAACAAAGAAAGGUGUUCUUGACAAAGUGAAACAAUUUGAAAGUCCACAAAAAGAAGAUGUACUUUCUUCUCCAUCGCCAAAGAAAUCACCAGGACAAGAUAAAGUUCCUUUCAAAUCCAUGAAGACUUCGUUUGAACUGAGUAAAUCACUCAAAAACGAAAAAGAUCCUGGGCAAUUGUCAGCACCAUUCAGUGCUAUUCAUCUGGUUUCUGAAGAAACAUCUAAAAAAGGAGUUGAGAAUUCUACUAGUGCUGGUGCUGCUGAAACAUCUACUUCAUCUGACACAUCUACUUCAAGUUCUGCGCCAGUUAAAAGCAAAGGAUUAUUUCAAUCACUUAGAGAUAGAUUCACUGGAGAAACAAAGAAAGAAGAAGAAGAAGAAGCACCACCACCAGAGGAUGAAGAAUCAGGAAAGAACAUUGAAUCUUCUCAAUCUGAUGAUACAAUUUCUGAUAAUGAGAAACAAAAUGAUACUCAAAAUGAGAAUCUUAUGAAUACUGUUGAAACGUCACCACCAAAAGAUGUUGAUGAUGAAAUAAUUGGUAAGCCUGUUCAAGUUCAAUAUCCCGAACAGAAGACUACACAUGGUAGUGAACAUGAGGCUGACAAAAGUAAAGAAUUGCCAAUAGAGAGGAAAGAUGUAAUGAAAGAACCUUCUUCAAAGGGAAUCAAGCACGAACCAGAAGAAAGUAGUAAAACUGAGCACAAGCCACAACAGCAAAGAUCUUUAUUACAAAAGUCUAAACAACAGAAACCAGCCACGCCGGCAUCUGAAGAAUCCUACAGUGAAGAAGAAGAAACAGAGGAAGAAAUCAGAGCCAGACAAAGACAAGAAUAUAGAAAGUCAAUGGCGGCUGCUACUUUUAAUGUGGAUUUGUUUGAUAUUGAUGAUCCAGACAACACAUUAACUCAAGUUUUACUUUAUUUGGAACAUCAAACAGUGCAAGUUAUCAACACAAUUCAAUCAUUGCUUGCAGCUAUUAAGAAGCCGAAUGCUACUAGAGGUGAAUUACGUGAAAAGACCAAAGCUAUCACUGUUGUGAUUUCACAAAUGACUGAGGCCACCAAUACAUCUAUGAAUCAAACUCGUAAUGCUCAAUUAAAAGAACAUGGAAGUUGGGUUGUUAAAAGUUUAGAAGAUUGUUAUCAUAGAAUGAAUAUUUUAUGUAAACCUGGAGAAAAACCUGAUACUUCAUUUGCGGAUAAGAAUUUCAAACAAAGAUUAGCAGGAAUUUCAUUUGAUAUUGCUAAAUGUACUAAAGAAUUAGUCAAAACGGUUGAAGAAGCUAGUCUUAAAGAAGAUAUUGCUUAUCUUGAUGCUAGAAUAAGUCAAACUCUCGAAUAA
Candida dubliniensis CD36 is the source of this 4356-nucleotide messenger RNA. RefSeq names its product Spa2p (gene SPA2). The transcript has a single exon. Bases 1 to 4356 code for a protein of 1451 amino acids. Gene Ontology annotation, biological process: invasive filamentous growth; pseudohyphal growth; bipolar cellular bud site selection. Gene Ontology annotation, molecular function: MAP kinase scaffold activity. NCBI's taxonomy places the organism in Eukaryota, Fungi, Ascomycota, Pichiomycetes, Serinales, Debaryomycetaceae. Gene Ontology annotation, cellular component: incipient cellular bud site; mating projection tip; cellular bud tip. The record is from RefSeq and is a predicted model, not a curated record.